This is a messenger RNA of Fraxinus pennsylvanica, 651 nucleotides long. NCBI's taxonomy places the organism in Eukaryota, Viridiplantae, Streptophyta, Magnoliopsida, Lamiales, Oleaceae. The record is from the annotation of a GenBank genome assembly.
AUGAGCUGCAAUGGUUGUAGAAUACUUCGAAAAGGGUGCAAUGAAAAUUGCAUUCUUAGACAAAGUUUACAGAGCAUAGAGAGCCCACAAGCACAAGCCAAUGCCACUGUCUUUGUUGCCAAGUUCUUCGGCCGUGCUGGGCUUAUGUCCUUUCUAUCUUCAGUUCCCGAGUCUCAAAGACCAGGAUUGUUCCAAUCUUUAUUAUUCGAAGCUUGUGGAAGAACUGUAAAUCCAGUGAACGGAGCAGUGGGAUUACUGUGGACGGGGAACUGGCACGUGUGCCAGUCGGCGGUGGAGAUUGUGCUGAAAGGUGGCGUUUUGCGGCCGUUGCCAGAAUUUUCUGGGUUGAUUCAGUCGCCGGAGUUUGUUGAAGGAUCAGAAGCUAAUAACACGGAUUUUUACAGAUCGCAAGAUCUAAACUUGAGGGUUAAAAGGAAAGGUUUUGAUGAUGGGCAAAAUGACCUAAAUCUUGGUUUGACAGUGGGUUUUCCGGCGAAAACAAGAAAAAAUGGGCUGGUUGAGGAACGGAGGCCGGCGUCUCCCUCGGACGAGUCUGAAACGACGACGUUGGAGAGUGGAAUUCUGUGUAAUCAAGAGUUGCAACAAAAUCACCAUGGACCGGAAUCAAAGCUUUUGAGACUCUUUUUCUAA